Schistosoma spindalis is the source of this 1002-nucleotide messenger RNA. Lineage: Eukaryota; Metazoa; Platyhelminthes; Trematoda; Strigeidida; Schistosomatidae. The record is from the annotation of a GenBank genome assembly.
AUGGGUGUGUAUAAUAGACAAGUUAAUAAUUGGCAUUCAAUUCCUGUAGAUCCACAGGAUUUCAAUUUGUUUACGACUUUAAAUAGUGGUCAAGCUUUCCGCUGGGUUUUUAAUUCAACUCUGAAUGAAUGGCAUGGAGUAAUAAAUGGUCACUUAUGGAGAUUACGUCAAAUGGAGGUUUCUAACCCAGUUGAAUAUUAUUUUGAGAAAAAAUCGGAUAUAAAAUCAAACGAUGUUCCUUUUGAUUUACGUGAUUACUUUAGAUUGGAUGUGAAUUUAUCUGAUCUUGUAAAGGAAUGGUGUUUAAAGGAUAAAUGGUUUGAGAAUCGUUUCUCUAAAAAUUGUCAAAUGGAUACAGCUCGUGGUUUACGCUUAUUAAGACAAGAUCCAGAAGAAACAUUAUUCUCUUUCAUUACAUCAGCUAAUAAUAAUCUAACAAGAAUUACUAAAUUACUCUGUAAAUUGUGUAGUGAAUAUGGUAAUCCAUUGUACUUGGGAAAUGGUGAUCUAAGGCAUUGGACAUUUCCAUCACUUGAAAUACUUGCACAACCUGGAAUGCAGGAUAAUUUAAAAAAAAUUGGUUUUGGUUAUCGUUCCAAGUUUAUUACGCUUGCUGCCAACUGGCUUUUGAAAAAUGGAGGUCGAUCUCGUCUACUUGAACUUCGUUCCAUGUCCCAUUUUGAAGCUCAGUCAUUUCUGCUUCAAAUACCUGGAAUCGGGAAGAAGGUUGCAGAUUGUAUAUGUCUUAUGUCGUUAGAUAAAUUAAAUGUUGUCCCUAUCGAUGUUCAUAUGCAUCGUGUUGCACGUGAGAAAGGAAUUCCUGAAGCAUCCUGUAAAAAUAUGACUACAAAAUCAUAUGAUAUUAUCUCAAAUUCCCUUAGUGAUUUUUGGGGAAAUUAUUCUGGAUGGGCACAAACGAUUCUUUUCUAUACUCGUAUGAUGGAAUCGAAACCUAAUAAAAAACUAAAGCAACAAAUCAGUCGUGCUGAUAUCAACAUUUAG